Messenger RNA from Triplophysa rosa, 3742 nucleotides. RefSeq lists its product as uncharacterized. Lineage: Eukaryota; Metazoa; Chordata; Actinopteri; Cypriniformes; Nemacheilidae. Gene Ontology annotation, molecular function: DNA binding. The transcript has 4 exons. Bases 1975 to 2772 code for a protein of 265 amino acids. The record is from RefSeq and is a predicted model, not a curated record.
AAGAAGCUGUCGUCGCGAUGCACUCUGGGAUACGACGUUCACUGUCCUUUCCUGCGCACAGAUUCCAACGUGGUAAAGCUCUGUGUUGGACUACAAUGACAGGAAACGCUUUAAAAUGUGAAUUAUACAGUAUUUCCUGUGUAUGCUAUUUCUUUUUAAUAAUUAAUAGUUUUAUUUAAGAUAUACAACUAUACUUAACUGGCAAAAGAAAGAUUGAGGAUUUUAAAUCGAGUACGAUUGAUACAAGAUGAUACAAAUAAUAGUGGGCUGUUAUUAUUAAUUUAAAGCUCUUUUUGGGUGUUGCCAUUUCACUGUGUCAGCACAUAAUGAAGCAUACAAGAUGGCAAUAAACUGGUUAGUAAGUAGGCACCGUUUUGAAUAGAUAAUAAAAAGCUUUUUUAAAGUAAUUUUAAUUGUAGUCUUUAUAAUCGUAGUCGUAUAUCUUAUGAACACUUGACAUUAAACGCGGAACACACAACUCUAUUUUACAUUAUUGAUUCACCAAAUUUGCACAUAUCAGACCUGUACAUACAUAAUUGUCUAUAUUGUAUAUUGUGUUUUUGCUGUUUUGUACAUUGCCUAUUUCUAUAUUAAUGUAUAUUAUUAUUUUUUUAUCAUCUGUGUUCUGUCCUGUUGCUGUCUUUCUGUUGCACUGUGGAGCUUCUGUCACUAUAACAAAUUCCUCGUAUGUGGAAACAUACUUGGCCAAUAAAGCUCAUUCUAUUCUAUUCUAUUCUAUUCUAAAAUAUGUCAUUCUGGCUGGUGCACUGUGAAGGCUGCCAUCUUAUGUAUCUGUUCCUGUCUGUUAUAUUGUUUUUUUUAAUCUCAUUAUUAUUGUAUUAUUUUGGUUUACAAUUUUUUCAUUUUUUUUCUAUAUCAGAUUUUUGUGUUAAAAUGAUUUUUUUUUUUAAGUUACUUUGCAACAAUCCCAUCGUGAAAUAUAAAUUAAAUUGAACACUGAUGGUCGUUUUUAUCAUCAUCAGGUUAAGCAUCUGAUUUCAUGAUAUUGAUGAAAUUGAAAAUAAUUCAUUUAUUUUAUACCAAAGAGUAUGGAUAUUAUCAAGACGACUCAGUGCUAUUACUGUGAAUGGGGGAAAGUGCAACACUCAGUAUAGCCACUCCAGCGAAUGAAGUUCCCCUUCCAGUAAAAAGAGCCAAUCGUCAAAGAGUAAUUAUUUUUGGGGGACGGGCUCUAAACCCUCGCGCAUGCGCAGUCGCAGCCUGUAAAGAGUUUUUAACGCAAUUUAAGAUUAAGAAGCAACAUUUUGGUACAGUGUUAUAUAGUCUUGAUGUCAUAUAUUGUUUAAUUGUGACCUCAGCACGCGAUUUUAAAGUUACCAAUCUUCCCCAAUACAAGUAGAUAGGACUUGGUCUUGUAUGACUAAAAUAGCUGCAUGCGAUGACUUUCCUUAGAGGGACUUUGAACUGAUGCGAAUACUGGAAGGCCUAUUUGCCGCGGGAGACGAAAUCUGUUGUCUCGUGUGUAAACAAACCCUCUGGAUUCUCAACCUUUCAGCGCUACAAAAUGAGCGAAGAAAGGUACGUAGAAAGAAACUGGACGGAAUCCGAGACGAGAGCGCUGCUCCGCAUCCGAGGAAACGAAGAGUUAAGUCGGCAGAUUAGCGGAACCGUUCGCGAUUCUCUCAUUUACGGCGAAAUCACGAGGCUCCUCCGCGCGCAGGGGAUAAACAGAAGCCAUCGACAGGUCACGAACAAACUAAAGACCCUCAGAAAUAAAUUUCGGAAAAUUCAUGAGCAUCACAAAAACAGCGGCCUCGGUAGAGUUUAUUGGAGUUUUUACGAUCUUUGCAAGUCCAUCUGGGGGACCAGGCGCCCCGCAAACACCUCGGUGCCUAAUGCUAAAAACGUGAAACUCGAAGAACCCCAAAGCACGUCCAUCGAAGAAAACAGAUCCACUGACAUUGAGGUAUCGGUCAGUAAUGAUGAAGAGACGGAUAUCACACCAAAAGAACAAUGCCACGUCCGUUGUCUGAUGUGUGGAUACAUUUCAUCUCAGCCAGUGUAGAAGGAAAGGCUAUGUACAUUUGCAAAUACUGUGGAAAUAGCUAUGUUAAGAAUGCCACAAAGAUGCAGAAGCAUAUAUCCAAGUGCCCAGAGUUUCCCCAGAGCUUAAAACAAGCAACACCACCAGUUACUGAGCCUCCAAAGAAAAAGGCAAAAAAAGACCACAUUGCUGAAUCCAUAGGAGAUGAAGAAGCUUUCCAUAUCCAGGACGAGAGAGAGUAUGAGGAACGGUUGCGUAGAGAAGCCAGGGAGGAGCAGAAGGAAGAAAGGGCAAGUCUGAUGUCGAUGUGGAAGGAAAUGAUGGAGUUCCAAGGGAACCUCUUAAAGGAAUUUAUACACCACCCGUCCCGGCCUGCAUCUGGGCCUUACCACAAACACGCUCAUUACAACCAGGGGUCCUCUUCUUUUGCAAGCACUAGCUACACGGCACCAUACGACUCGCCGGGAAUGGAAACUGAAAACGAAAGUGCGAUCUCACAAGAGGAAGAGGAGGAGAAAUACCUUCCGUCUGAGAUUCCUGUCAUCGUAGACGUUGCAUCUUUGAAACGUACUAACGACGACCAAUCAAAUAUCACACUGCCUCUUUCGCCCCAACCCACACAAUCGACAGAAGAGACAGAUCUACAGAUGUCUGUGCUCCGCAGACAGGAAAAAGUGUUGCAGCUACAGGAAGAGUAUUAUACAAUCAAAAUCAAGUACCUGAAAGACCAGAUGGCCAGAGAUCAGGGACAGAUUAUUAAGUGUUAACCAUAUUAAAACGUUUUCAAAUGUAACAAUUUUUGUUGUUGUUUUUUAAGGUUUUGACUGUGUCAACUGUAUAAUGUUACUGUGCAUUUAAGCAGUCCCUACCUUACUCUCAAAUGUGUAAUGGAAUGUCGCAUAUUUUGACCAGUAGAUGGCGGAAUGGUUCCUUUUUUUUACUGCCGUCACAAAUUCGAGAGUAUAGGCUAAUAAAAACCCUUACUUGUAAAAUCGUGAACCACAUAAAUAUCCAUACAUUUAUUCUCGAGAACUCCUUCAAUUGCUAAAGCCAUGCUUUGUUAGUUUUAUGACAAAGAGAGUGCAUUUUUCAUUGGAAUCCUGUCCUUGGCGUCAACAUAAAAUCUUCAUUAAUGAACUUGACUUUGUUUUUUAAUGUUUCAUUAAACUGUGUACAUUUGAAACUGCGCUUUAAUCAAUUCCAACGCCCUAAAUUUAGAAUAUCCUUAAAUAAAAUGGUUGUUUCUUAUUUUGAUUUAGCUCUAUGUUCUCUCAAGCCUAAAUGCUGUUUUGCGCUCCAAACGUGAUCAUUGCUUUACUUGAACUAAAAACAUUAGCCUUUCAUCAUCAUAAUUAUUUAGAAAACAAAAUCAAAGGCAUUUUAUUAGUGGUUUAAGCUUAUUCUAUAGCUCGAAUCAUUUUUCUCCUCAAAUGUUUUUAUAUCAUAUCUCUUUCUCUUAUUCCCCCCUGCUUUUUCUUGUCAUAGGCAGAGAUUGCAUUUAUAAGGAACCACUCUGUCUUUGUUCGGCGUUCUUGUUUUGAAACAGCGUGUGAUGGCAUAUUGGCUUUUCUUUUUCAUUACUUGCACUUUGUUCGUUUUUUGUACAGGUAAAUAAAAGAGUGAACCAAUUUCAGUGAACUUAAACAGAUUACAUUUAUUUUUUAAUCAAAUUGUUUGUCAAACAAGCUUCAUAUAAUGAUUUAAAAACAGUAUAAAACAUUCUCACAUCUCAGAAUA